GACGGGGAAGACUCGACGAUUUCCACGCGACGGCUUGCGAGUUGUGUAGUGUUUUAUUGCGUGACUGUGAACGUAUUUAUGUUUAAUUUAAGUUUAUAGCCGCCAUGAUUUUGAAAUUCCACUAACACGCUUGUGUAAGGACCGAUAACAUGAUGGAGUGAGAAGAAGUUUGUUUCGGCUACUUGGUUUUGAAAGGCACUCGAGCGAGAUAUGUGUGCAGUGUCGCAGAAUAAUGAGCGGUUCUCUUCCUAACUCUCCGGAUGGAAAUGAAGACUAUGUAGUGCAGCAGGAGAAUGAGCUGGAAGCCCUUGCGUCCAUAUUCGGAGACGACUUUAAGGACAUCCGGACUGAACAUCCGUGGAAGAUUAAGCGUCCUCCGGAAGUGUACCUUUACCUGCGCCCAAAAGGUUUGAGUCAUGGUCAGGAGUGUUAUGUGACUGUGGACUUGCAGGUCAGAUGUCCACCAACAUAUCCUGAUGUGCCUCCAGAACUAGAACUAAAGAAUGCCAAAGGACUCUCAAAUGACAAAAUUCAAAACCUGCAAAGUCACCUAGCCAAACUUUCCCUGGACCGCUGUGGAGAGGUAAUGAUCUAUGAGCUAGCAGACUUUGUGCAGGGCUUCCUUACAGAGCACAACGUUCCACCUUCUCGCUCCUUCCAUGAGGAGAUGCUGAAGAAUCACCGGCGGGAGCAGGAACGUCUGGCUCUGGAGGAACAGCAGAGGAUUGACCAGCGCCGCAGGCAGGAAGAACAGAUGCAAAAUGAGAUACUUGCUGAAAUCCAGAGACGAGAAGAGGAGAAGCGAGAGGAGAAGAGGAAGAAAGAGAUGGCCAAGUUGGAGCGUUUGGAGAGUGUGUCUCAGCCGACUUUAGGAAGCCCAGUGGCAGGCAGUGCCAGUUCCCCUGUACCUCUUACUGAAACAACAGAGAACAGAAGAGGAGUUUCUAACAGACGUCGCACUACUUCCAGCAGCAGACACAGGCGAGACACGUACAAUGAAGACAAUCCAAGUCCUCAUGAAGUCCUACACUUCAGCAACAGUACCAUGGGUGAGAUCCUGGUUCACAGAGGAAAAUGCAUAGGUAAGAGUGAGAGGCUGGGCCGGAGUGUGUUCUAUGCCCUCAAUGCAACCUCAGGAGAAUUUGCUGUUGUGUACGAAUGGAUGCUUUGCUGGAACAAGAAGAUCGGGAAAUUCUUCACCAGCCAGGAGAAAGAAAAGAUUGAAAAAUGUAAAAAACAGAUCCAUGGAGCAGAGAGUGAGCUGAACUCACUACUAAAGCUGGACCACCCCAACCUGGUGUGCUACCAGGGGAUGAGCUACAGUGAGCGUGAAGAUUGCCUGGUGGUGGACCUCCUGGCUGAGCAUGUGCCCGGUAGCAGCCUGGCCCAGAGCCUCUCUGCAGGAACACAGCUACCCCCAGAUCAGUUGAGGCACCACACCACCCAGCUACUCGCCGCUCUAGACUACCUCCACAACAAUUCGGUGGUGCACAAGCAGCUGGCAGCCUCCUCUGUGCUUCUAGAUACUCAAGGCAAUGUGAGACUGACUGACUACAGCCUGGCUAAAAGGUUAGGGGACGUAUGCAAGGAGGACAUUUUUGAGCAGGCUCACGUGCGCUUCAGCGAGGACACACUGCCAACACCCACCGGCAAGAAAGGGGACAUCUGGAGCCUCGGGCUGCUUCUUUUGGCUCUCGCUCAGGGAAGCGAGGUCAAGGAGUACCCUGUGACCGUUCCAUCCAGCCUACCUGCUGAUCUUCAGGAUUUCCUUAAAAUGUGUGUUUGUCUUAAUGAUGCUGACCGCUGGAACACUCAGCAACUGCUAGAGCACCCGUUUCUGCUGCCACCCUCACCAAAGAGCCUUCCUCCAUGCCAGGAGCCCAGUCCUGAGGACUUGGAGGUGGAUUUUGCAUCGACAGUUAUUCCGCAGAGUCACCUUCUCAGCGCCCCUUUCAGUACAGUGGUGCAGAAACAGUUCUCUCGUUACUUCAGCGAGUUCGAGGAGCUCCAGCUGCUGGGGAAAGGUGCUUUUGGAGCAGUUAUCAAGGUACAGAACAAGUUGGAUGGCUGCUAUUACGCCGUCAAACGGAUUCAGGUGAACCCAGCCAGCAAGCAGUUCCGCCGUAUUAAGGGAGAGGUGACCCUUCUGUCACGCCUGAACCAUGAGAACAUUGUGCGUUAUUACAACGCGUGGAUCGAGAGACACGAGGCGCCGUCCACAGGGGCAGAGAACAGCGACACCUCCGAGCCAGCCAGCGCUCCUGAGCUCCCUUCACGACCUGCCGCUGCGCCUCGCCUCAAUGAGCUCGGCUUCCUCGACAACGUGGAGGACGAUGCACCCCCGCCGGCACUGGCUAGUUCGGUGGAGUGGAGCACAUCUCUGGAGAGAUCAUCCAGUGCCAAGUGCAAUGCCACUGACUCCAGCGACGAGGAUGAUGAUGAUGAUGAUGAUGAGGCAGACGUGUUCUGUGCGUCUUUUCUCCCAUCCAGCAGCGGCUCGGAAAGUGACAUCAUCUUUGACAAUGGUGAUGUGAGCCGAGACAGUAUUGUGCAGGAAUCGUUGAGUAAACGGCAAGGUGUGGACACAGAAGAGAGCUCAGUAUCCGAAAGGCCUCCACUUAUUGCACAUUAUCUCUACAUACAGAUGGAAUACUGUGAAAAAAGUACUUUGAGGGACACAAUAGACCAGGGUCUUUAUCAGGACUGCAGUCGUCUUUGGAGACUCUUCAGGGAGAUCCUGGAUGGCAUAGCAUACAUUCAUGAACAGGGAAUGAUUCACAGAGAUUUGAAGCCUGUCAACAUUUUCUUGGAUUCUCGUGACCAUGUCAAGAUCGGAGACUUUGGCUUGGCUACUGACCAUCCAGCUAGCAUGGCUUCAGGUAUACUGGAGGUGGAGGACAACAGCUCAGGUCUUGUGUUAAAAUCAGACCCAACAGGUAACAUGACUGGGAUGGUUGGCACUGCACUAUAUGUCAGCCCAGAGGUUCAAGGAAACACAAAAGCAACUUACAACCAGAAAGUGGAUCUGUUCAGUUUGGGCAUCAUCUUGUUUGAGAUGUCUUACAGACCAAUGACCACAGCUUCUGAACGCAUCUCUGUCCUCAGCCAGCUCAGAAAGGAGACCAUGGAGUUCCCUGAAGAUUUUUUCGAAUAUGAAAAUGGAACACAGAGGAGGGUGAUUUGCUGGCUGCUGAGCCAUGACCCAGCCCUGCGGCCCACAGCACUGGAGCUUUUGAAGAGCGAUCUCCUCCCUCCUCCUCAGAUGGAGGAAUCAGAGCUACAUGAGGUGCUGCAGCACACCAUGGCCAACAUUAAUGGCAAGGCCUACCGCACCAUGGUGAACCAACUGUUCUCCCAGAACAACUCUCCUGUAAUGGACUACACUUAUGAUAUUGACAUUCAUAAGGGCAGUUUUAAUUUCAACAGCGCAAAACUGCAGCAGUACGUGUACGAGACAAUCACCAGGGUCUUCAGAAAGCAUGGUGCAGUAAGGUUACAGACUCCUCUCCUCCUGCCCAGGAACAGGAAGCUGUAUGAAGGCAUUGAGAUUGCCUGCUUUAUGGAUCACAGUGGCAUGCUGGUCACUUUGCCCUAUGACCUGAGGGUCUCAUUUGCCAGAUUUGUGGCCAGAAAUGGCAUUUCACACCUCAAAAGGUACAGCAUUGAGCGUGUGUUCAGGCCAAGGAAGUUGGACAGAGCUCAUCCGAAAGAGCUGCUUGAAUGCGCGUUCGACAUUGUUGUGCCUGCGACAACUAGCUUACUCCCUGACGCUGAGACCAUCUACACCAUCUCUGAAGUUAUUCAAGAGUUCAGUGUGCUCCAGGAAAGGAACUACACUAUCUAUGUGAACCACACAAGCCUGUUACGAGCUAUUCUGCUGCACAGCGGUGUGCCAGAAGACAAACUAAGCCAGGCUUCCAGCAUAUUGUGUGACGCCAUGAGUGAGAAGCUGACGAAACGCGAAGUGGAAGCCAAGUUCUGCAACCUGUCCUUGUCUAAUAACAGUUUGCAGAUGUUAUAUAAGUUCAUUGAGCAGAAGGGAGAGCUGCGUGAAAUCAGUCCUCUCAUCAACUCUCUGGCCAAACAGAAGACUGCUGCAGUCACACAGCUGGCCAAGCAAGGCCUCAAAGAUCUGGAGGAGCUUACAGGUUUGCUCAGGAGACUGGGAGUUAAAAUACAGGUUAUAGUCAAUUUGGGCCUGGUCUACAAGGUGCAACAACACUGUGGGGUUGUCUUCCAGUUUGUGGCCUUUAUCAAGAAACGAAAGCGCACUGUUCCUGAUAUAAUCGCAGCUGGAGGACGUUAUGACCACCUGAUCCUGGACUUCCUUGGACCAGCAGCUACUGCGUCUGUGGCCUCAGCGGUGGGGGCGAGCAUAGCACUUGAUAAGAUUUGUAUUGCCAUGGCAGCCAUGGAAGAACCGCCUCCUGUAAGCUUGUGUGAUGUGCUGGUGGUUCCUGUAGGCCACACAUCAAUGAGCAGAGCCAUUAAUGUCACGCAGAAGCUCUGGACUGCCGGAGUGUCGGCUGAUUUGGUUUACGAUGUGUCACAGUCUCAGGAGGCCCUUCUGGAUCACUGCAGGCUUGCAGGCAGUACAUUCAUGGUUCUGGUCUCAGACAAAGAGGGCACCUAUGUUAAAGUAAAAUCUUUCGAGAAAGACCGUCAGUUAGAAAAGAGAAUACAAGAGACGGACUUGGUGGAUCACAUCAUCCAAAAAUGCCGGCCCAAACUCUCUGAUGAGAGAAGCCGAGAGGUAUCGGAGGGAGGGUCUCUCCAGAAUCCUAAGGGAUCACUCUUGCUAAACUCAGGGUCAUCGGAGCAGCACGGGGGAGGUGCAACAAUGAACAUGAAUGUAAACCUGGUUACUCCGGACAAGGUUUCAGCCAGCACACGACGCCGCUAUGAGACACAGAUACAAACCAGAUUGCAAAAUCUUGGCAACAAUUUGCAGAACAAGAGUAAUGACAUCGAGGUGUUGGCAGUUGACUUGUCCAAGGAGACCCUCAUCAACUUCCUGUCUCUGGAGUUUGAAGGAGAGGAGCAGUUCAACAUCAGCGUUAAACAAUUACUGAUGCACCUGCCCAAGCAGCGCUAUCUUAAAUCCAUCUGUGAAGAGAUCCACCGUUUCAAGAUGAUUAAAAGGGUUGCAGUUGUUGUCUUGUACAGUUACAGAGAUGACUACUACAAGAUUCUUCUUUAACCUAGACAAUGUCCUUCAUUCUAGUGGGUAGCAGAAGCAAUAAAAUAGCUUGAAAAUAAACACUUAAGACCCAUGGAUCACACAGUGAUAUACAGCAUUUAUUCCUUUUCAAAACAAAAAAAAGCAGAUAGACAUGAAAAUGGUUUACAAAAUUAACAAUGUACAGCAGCUUUGGCUACUAUGGUUUCUGUCAACAUCCAAACAGCACAAAUUUCUUGGUACGCAAACUAUAGUUCAGUAUUAAUAAAUAAACUGUUUUGAAAAAAUAAAUAAUGUACUCUAUCUAUGGUUUAUCUACCUUUUUACAUUUAAGAAAUACAACACUAGAAUGGCCAUUAUUAUCAUAAUUUAAAGCCAACAGCUAUAAAGCUGAUCUAAAAUUGUUCUUGCUUUUUGUUUUGCCCCUCUCCCACAUUAUAGUUUCAAGCCCCCCAUUGCAACACUCCUUAUGGAAAAAAAGAUCCUAGCAAAAAAACUGAGUCAAAUUGUCCUGUGAAUGUAUUGUGUAACGCUUGGCAGUAAAUCCCAAAUAGAAACACUGUUUACUGAAGCAGUUUUACCAUCCUGAUAUGAACGUGAAAUCCCUGUCCAUGCAUCAGUCUUUCCUGGAAUAUUUUGCACAUUUUUGGUAAGCAGCUGACCCUAAUAAUACCUGCUGCCUUUUUCUGCAUCAGCCAUGUGCAUAGUAAUACUGCAGGAACCAAAACUGUAUAAGACUUGAUAUUUAUUUUGAUAGUCCAGUAUUGCAAUGGCCACAAAUAGUUAGAUCUGAUUUACAGAGUUAUCAUCUAGCUAUAUCUCUUGUAGGCUACAGGGAAAAAAAAGAAAUAUCCUAAAAUAUUGUGAGCUUAUUGUCAGUGCACUCAAUGAUUUUAAUCAAUGGCUGACAAACGUUUUUUUUGGCAUACCGUACUUUUUAGAUAGAUUCUGACCCACAUAGGUUGUAAUGUAAUGGAUUUUUAGUCUAGGUUCUUAACCAUCACAUUUUACUACUUAAAGAAGCCAUAAAAUAAACCAUCAGGUCACUAAGACUACAAUUAAUAUACUUAAAGGUAAAAUGAAAAUAGACAUAAACCAGAGUCUGAAUAUCCGGUCAUCUUGAAGGGUGCUGAUAAUUCAGAUUCUGCUUUUUGUUCAAUGUACACUCACCCAGCCACUUUAUCAGGAGCAUAGGUACAUACAUGGAUUAAAUUUGAUGAAAAUCAAUCACGUCAGAGCAGCGCAAUGCAAAAAAUCAUUCAAAUGCAGCUCAUGAGGUUCCGUUUUCAGAAGGUUUCCUUCAAACAUGACAAUUGGGGAAAAUUGUCUGAGCCAUGCAGGCUGGUUUCAGUAUUUUAGAAACUGGUGACCUGGGAUUUUCACACAAUGGAGAUUAGACAGAACGGUUCAGAAAACAUAAACCAUUCAGAGUUGCAUUGGCAAAAAAUAGAGGAGAGUGAAAAAUGGCUGAAUUUGUUUGAGGGAAGCCUAAAGUACCGCAAAUAAACACUCCUCACAAAUAUGGUAAGCAGGAAAAGUGUAAAGUUGAACCUCGAUAUUCGCAACUUUUCAUUUGGAACCGGACAAAGAGUAACUCGCGAAAAAUCUGAUAGUUCGUGAGAAGCCGCGAGUGGCUCUAAAGUUCGGCAUAACAUUUCAAAACAGAGUUUGUACUAAUAAAUUACAUAAAAUGUUUGAAAAACUAUUAUUGUAUUAUUAAUUUAAAGUAGUAAAUAAAAUAUUUAUGGCAACAAAACAUUUCUUGAGUUUACAGUAUAUGUACAAUUCCCCUUGAAAAAGGAAACAUCAAAAGGAGAGAGUCAAAACCUCACAAUUUUUUAUUACUCGUGAGGGGUCAUAGGACGUAACCCCCACGAGUAUCGAAGUUGCACUGUGUCAAAAUGCAAAACGGAUCAAAUCUUAAGGUGAAUGGGCUCCAACAGCAGACGACCACAUUGAGCUCCAUUACUGUCUGAUAAGAAGAAAGAUCUGAGAUUUUAGUGGUCACUGAUAGUUUAAGAUGAGAGAAAAGAUCAGAAUAUUGAUUUAUUUUUUUUUAAUUCAAUACAAUCGCAGGUGAUCAGCAGUUUCUGAAACCUCAAACCAGCGCAUCAGCCCCCAGCACACCAUGCCAUUGACAAGUCAGUGAGAAAUUUUUCCCUGAUGACCAAGAUCACUUUUUCCUCCUGUACUGAUGGCAAAACUCAAACUGGAUCUGGAUAAUUUUAUGCACUGGCUGAUUGGAUAUUUGCUGUAUGCAGGUGUUCCGAAUAAAAUUGGUCAUGAAU
Molecule: messenger RNA, 7467 nt
Organism: Silurus meridionalis
Lineage: Eukaryota; Metazoa; Chordata; Actinopteri; Siluriformes; Siluridae
Gene: eif2ak4
Product: eukaryotic translation initiation factor 2 alpha kinase 4
Exons: 40
Coding region: 233-5200 (1655 amino acids)
Biological process (GO): regulation of translational initiation by eIF2 alpha phosphorylation; DNA damage checkpoint signaling
Cellular component (GO): cytosol
Molecular function (GO): protein binding; ATP binding; eukaryotic translation initiation factor 2alpha kinase activity
Source: RefSeq, a predicted model, not a curated record